AUGAGGAAAUUAGUGUUGGUGUUAUUUUUUGUGAUAAGUGCUUUAGCACAAGACAAUUUCGAAAGUUCGAGCGUUCAAUUAGCUUUAAAAAUAUACGAUGACUGUUCGAAAAUGGAUGGACUAUCAGUGUGUUUAAAGAAAAAGGCUGUAACUUUCAUCGACAGAUUGGGCCGUAUGGAUAAACUUGCUCUUAGCGAUGGAAUAGUAGUUCAUAAAACAGCAGAUGCACCCAAAGAUGGACCUGCUGUUACAGAAGAUCAACUAGAUCAAACUCUACCAAGAUCUUCAGAUGCCAAAGACGAAGCCCUCACAGAAAUGCUCAUGGAUAAAAUCGGCAACUUCGUUGGAUCCAGAUCAAUUGAAGUCGCUUUGCCAAAAAUUUCGGUAGCAGAACUUAUUGAAGAAGGCCGCAAGGGUGACUUCAACUUCGGCGGAGGCGGUGGAGGAGGCAAAGGAAAGAAGAAAGGUGGCAAGAAAGGCGGUAUGAUGGGCGGCAUGAUGAUGCUAAUGGGAGCAAAAAUGGCAGCUCUAAUUCCUAUUUUUAUCGGUGGAUUGUUCCUCCUAGCUAAAAAAGCGCUGAUAACAGCUAAAAUUGCUCUCCUGAUAUCCGGGAUCAUCGCUAUCAAGAAACUGUUCGGAUCCAAAAAGGGAGGCGGUGGAGGAGGCGGACACGGAGGCGAUAGCGGCUGGCAAUCUGGAGGAGGAGGCGGAGGUUGGCAAUCUGGAGGAGGCGGCGGCGGUGGAGGCUGGCAAUCAGGAGGCGGCGGAGGUGGCGGCUGGGAUAAAAGAUCCUACAAUGAAGUACAAAGUCUGGCUUACAACGCCUACAGCCCGAAACAAUGA
Molecule: messenger RNA, 843 nt
Organism: Psylliodes chrysocephalus
Lineage: Eukaryota; Metazoa; Arthropoda; Insecta; Coleoptera; Chrysomelidae
Source: the annotation of a GenBank genome assembly